AUGACUAAGGAAAUACCAUAUUAUUCCGAUAACGACGAUAAUAACAUCAUUAGACUAUUCAUCAUUAGACAUGGACAAACAGAGCAUAACGUGAAAAAAAUACUACAAGGUCACAAAGAUACCUCGAUUAACCCGACUGGGGAAGAACAAGCCACUAAACUAGGACAUUAUUUACAUUCAAGAGGUAUUCACUUUGAUAAGGUUGUGAGUAGUGAUUUAAAAAGAUGUAGGCAAACGACAUCUUUAGUUUUAAAACAUUCCAAACAAGAUGAUGUGCCUACAUCCUACACUUCAGGUUUAAGAGAGCGUUAUAUGGGUGUUAUCGAAGGUAUGCAGAUCACUGAGGCCGAAAAGUAUGCUGAUAAGCAUGGUGAGGGUUCCUUUAGAAAUUUCGGUGAAAAAACUGACGAUUUUGUUGCCAGGUUAACUGGUUGUAUUGAAGAGCAGGUUGCCAAAGCGUCGGAUGAAGGUGCAAAGAACCUAGCGCUAGUGAGUCAUGGUGGUGCUAUUAGGAUGAUAUUGCAAUGGUUAAAAUAUGAAAACAAGCAUGCCCAUAAGAUUAUUGUUUUCAACACCUCCGUCACUAUAGUUGACUAUAUUAAAGAUUCUAAACGAUUCGUCAUCAGACGUGUUGGUAACACCCAACAUCUUGGUGAUGGCGAAUUUGUCGUAAGCGAUUUGAGAUUACGUUAA
This is a messenger RNA of Saccharomyces eubayanus, 693 nucleotides long. Its product is annotated as phosphoglycerate mutase. The transcript has a single exon. The record is from RefSeq and is a predicted model, not a curated record. Gene Ontology annotation, molecular function: fructose-2,6-bisphosphate 2-phosphatase activity. The coding region runs from base 1 to 693 and encodes 230 amino acids. Lineage: Eukaryota; Fungi; Ascomycota; Saccharomycetes; Saccharomycetales; Saccharomycetaceae. Gene Ontology annotation, cellular component: cytosol. Gene Ontology annotation, biological process: positive regulation of DNA repair; negative regulation of glycolytic process; fructose 1,6-bisphosphate metabolic process.